AUGAUCCAGAUUUAUCUACCUGCGAUACUUGUUGUUUUCAUUAGCUGGGUGUCAUUCUGGAUCAAUCCUGAAUCAGCUCCAUCCCGUACGGUCAUUGGCACAUUCACUAUAUUGAGUGAGACUCAUCUCUUAAUGAGUACAAACAGGCGACUUCCACCUGUUUCCUACAUUAAGGCUGUGGAUGUUUAUCUUGGAUUUUGUUACUUGAUCGUGGUAUUAGCACUUAUCGAAUACGCCGCCGUGGUGUAUUCAAGGAAGAAAUACGAAGAUCGGAAGAAAAACAAAAGCAAAAAUAUCUUCGAACUUAAACCACAAAUACAAGCACCAGACUUGCUUCAAGAUGCUCGUAUUGAUGAAUGCACCUGCGAACACAAUGUUUCGGUAUUUGUAGUAGCUAAACGUUCAUCGAAAUGCGGUAAUUUCUGUACGCAUAGCCGAGUGGACCUAAUCGCUCGAAUUGCAUUCCCUGUUUCGUUUCUCACGUUCAACAUAAUUUACUGGACAAUACUUCUUUCCUUAUCAGGAUGGAAAAUGCAUGGAAACGGCACGGAACAACAAGCAUGUUAA
This is a messenger RNA of Loa loa (African eye worm), 567 nucleotides long. RefSeq lists its product as hypothetical. Gene Ontology annotation, cellular component: synapse; membrane; neuron projection. Gene Ontology annotation, biological process: regulation of membrane potential; chemical synaptic transmission; nervous system process. The transcript is spliced from 4 exons. The record is from RefSeq and is a predicted model, not a curated record. Gene Ontology annotation, molecular function: chloride channel activity; transmembrane signaling receptor activity; neurotransmitter receptor activity. Bases 1 to 567 code for a protein of 188 amino acids. Lineage: Eukaryota; Metazoa; Nematoda; Chromadorea; Rhabditida; Onchocercidae.